Molecule: messenger RNA, 471 nt
Organism: Penaeus monodon (black tiger shrimp)
Lineage: Eukaryota; Metazoa; Arthropoda; Malacostraca; Decapoda; Penaeidae
Product: aspartate and glycine-rich protein-like
Exons: 1
Coding region: 1-471 (156 amino acids)
Cellular component (GO): extracellular region
Molecular function (GO): chitin binding
Source: RefSeq, a predicted model, not a curated record
AUGAUUUCUUGUGAUACAUUUCAGGUGUUCCACAUCUGUCAGGCAGGAGGCAGAAUCGAUUCGUUCCUUUGUCCCAACGGCACAGUCUUCAACCAGCAAUACUUCGUGUGCGAUUGGUGGUACAACUUUGACUGUUCCACGGCUGAACAGUUCUACGCUUUGAAUGCUGAGAUAGGCAAUUUCAAUGGAAAUGGAUACACAAACGGAAAUGGUUAUAAUGGAUAUGCUAACGGUAAUGGAUACACCAACGGUAAUGGCAACAAUGGAUACAUCAACGGCAAUGGUUACAAUGGUCAUAGGAAUGGUAAUGGAUAUACCAACGGCAACGGUUACACCAACGGUAAUGGCAACGGCAACGGUUACACCAACGGUAAUGGCAACGGGAACGGUUACACCAACGGUAAUGGGAAUGGGAAUGGAUAUACCAACGGCAACGGAUACACCAACGGCAUGGCAACGGAACAGAUAUAA